AUUCAAAAUUAAUUUUCUCGAAAAUAAUUUACUGGGAGACACAAAAAAUACAUUUUCAGUUUUGAUGCUGGUGGAAUAGCACGAAAUUAUUGUGAUUGUCCACGGCAAAAUAUUAUCAAUUAUUUUCGGCCACUGCAAAAGCUUUGGAGCAAAAUAAUUUAAAAGUAAAGAUUAAAGUGAAAAAAAAAACACAGAAAGAAAAAAAAUACAAAUUAAAAGACAAAUAUUUUUAUUCUGUUGCUAAUCAUUAAAGAAGAAAAUAAGUUAAAAGGUGACAUUUAAAGUUGUUCUGCAGAAACAUUAAACAUCUUUUAUUCAACUUUAAAUCCCGUCAGUUCGUAAUAUUGAUCAAUCAGCAACCUAAAUCCAGCGUCUGGAAUUGCAAAAUUCUUGAGAAAUACAAAAACAAUAUUCGAUUUCUUUUAUGUAAAGAAAAAUACGAAUGAGAUCCAAGACGAUUCACUAAACAUUAAACAUUAUUCUAGAACCUUUCAUGUGUGUGUCUAAAGGGAGUUAAGCAAGAAAAUAAAAACAAAAGCAAAAUUUUUAUUAGCCGAACACAUGAAAACGAGAAGCCAGCAAAAUAAUCAUCAAUUUAAGUCAGCAAAACAUGAUAAAAGUAACAAUACAACAACAGAUAGAUAAAGCAAUCCGGUUUCGUGUUAUCAAAAAAUAGAAAUUUAACCAAGUAACUUAAUUUUACCAUCCCUCGUUGAGGAGCGACGUGAGUGCUGAAAAAUAAAACAAAAAAUUCAAGACCAAUAAUUGAAGGCUUGAAUUAUAUUUAAUUUAAUUAGUGCUGAAAAGAAGAAGAGAAAAAAACAAGAAUCAAGGACGUGAAAUGAUGAAGUCGUUAGUGUUGCUAUUUUUGUUGGGUGUUGCGAGAAAUGGCGGCAGCAUUUACACGCGUGACUCGAAAUCAGGGGAAAAGCAAAUCGACUUCAUCAACAACGGCGUUGUCAAUGCAUUUGCUGGCCUUCCAGUCACACCAAAGAGUGAAGCAAAGCUUGAUAAUCUUUUGGAAAUCUCCGAUGCCAAUCGAUACAUCACACUUGCAUUUUUUAACGUGUCAUGGACUGAUAGUGAUGGAGGAAAGUGGGAUAUGGAUUCAGAAGAACGAAGCAAGUAUGGAAUGGGACGUGUAAAGGACGUACAAGGUCGGUUAAUUCAUAUCACUGAUGCAAAUAACCCGCAAGAUCAUUCAGGGUGCAAUGAAUCGUUACGCGAUAGUUUCGGUAAACAUUUGCCGACCGACAAUAGCACUCCAUGGAUUGCGCUUAUAAAGCGUGGAGGCUGUGACUUUGAGAAGAAAAUUUUAAAUGUUUAUAGGGAGAAAGCUGUGGGCGUCAUAAUCUAUAAUAAUAUCAGUGGCCAUGAACUCAACUACAUGAAAAUUACAAAGAAAGAAUUAUUGGAAGGCAACAUAACUUCUGUCUUUACACCACUUCAAAAAGGACUCACAUUAAUUGAGAAACUUAAAGCUUAUGAAAAUGUUGAAGUGAUAAUUAAAGCAGGAACGAGAAUCGAUAAACGAAAUAGUCUCAAUCAUCGUAGUUCCGUGCUCUUCGUUACGAUAUCUUUUAUCAUUGUCAUGGUCAUAUCCAUGCUAUGGCUCGUUGUCUAUUAUUAUCAACGAUUCAGAUAUCUUCAAACGAAAGAAAAUGAACAGAAAAUGGAUACAAAUAAAGCCAAAGAGGCUCUAAAGAAAAUUCCUACGAAAACAAUAAAAACCCUUUCGAAGGAACUCGAGAGUGAUUGUUGUGCUGUUUGUAUUGAAGCUUAUCGUCUUAACGACGUUCUCCGGAGUCUUCCAUGCAAACAUGAUUUUCACAAGAAUUGUAUCGAUCCUUGGCUACUGGAGCAUCACACAUGCCCCUUGUGCAAGGCACGUGUUCUCAAGCAAUUCGGCUACGUUAAUACUGGGUCACAAGAAUCAAUAAUUCAGCUUGAUCUUGAUGAUGAAGAAGACAGUGAAACGAGCCCAGCUGGCCAAAGGCGUCGCUAUAGUGUUUCUCCUAUGCCUCAAAUCAGGUCGAGCGAGUCUCAGACAUCGGGUCGUUCAUCGCCUGAUUCAGAUAUGCCAGCAGAUGCAAAUGCUGCACCGCCUAUCGAUUCAAUUGUCAUUCAUAAGACGAAUGAAGCUGCAGCACGUUGUUUGACUUGCGAUGGUAAAUCCAAAAGUGACGGAUUCUCAGGAUCAGCGAGUUUACCAGCAAAGUUCAGCACUAAAUGUCCUGAAUGUAGUGAACCUAUUCAAGAUACUCAUCUUACACUUGACGUUUCCAAGAUGAAACGUCACUCGAAAGUUCGUCCAACUAUCUUGUCACCUAACUGUGAUAAUAUUCAUAGAGAUUCCGAUCUAAAUGACACUGACACUAAACAUUGACCCACGUGAAACUAAUUAACAAUUAACAAUAUCCUUUCUCCGUUUUAAACCAAUUCAAAUACUUAAAUCGAAUUUCAAUUAACAAACAAAAAAUAAAGUCGUCAACUUUUAUUAUCUCGAUAUGUACUUAGAUAACGAAGGAAACAUUUCUGCUUGAUUAAUAAUUAGAUAAAAUCUAGUCUUCAAUUUUAAAUCUCUCUUAUCACUUUCCUGAUGAAAAUAAAAUCAAAACAAAAAGAAUGAAACUUUUAAUCCAAUUCAAUUAGCGUUUGAGUUCAAAUGAAAUAAUUAGAACAAUAAAAAUCUUUUAAAGAAACCAAAUGAGGCAAAAAAGCUUUCAAUGAAAGUUUGAUAAAACAGUUCAAGAUUAAAAUAGUCUAAGAAUGUUCACUGUAAUCAUUACAUGUAAUGUUUUAUGAAGACUUUCACUGUUUUUAAAAGCUUUCUGUAAAAUUAAAGGGAUGAACAAAGAAAAACUCCAAA
Clunio marinus is the source of this 2869-nucleotide messenger RNA. NCBI's taxonomy places the organism in Eukaryota, Metazoa, Arthropoda, Insecta, Diptera, Chironomidae. The record is from the annotation of a GenBank genome assembly.